This is a messenger RNA of Acanthosepion pharaonis, 1185 nucleotides long. NCBI's taxonomy places the organism in Eukaryota, Metazoa, Mollusca, Cephalopoda, Sepiida, Sepiidae. The record is from the annotation of a GenBank genome assembly.
AUGACUGUUUAUAAUUUAUUAUUUUCUUUCUUUUUCUCAUUCUUACUUUCUGCAUUAUCACAGUUUCAUCUUUUUUUUGGUCCUCCAUUUGUCAGUUUUUCUUUCUUUCUUUCUCUAUGCAUUAUCACAAUAUUUUUUCUUUCUUUCUUUCUUUUUUCUCUAUGCAUUAUCACAGUUUUUCUUUUUUUUCUUUCUCUAUGCAUUAUCAUAAUUUUUCUUUUUCCUUCUUUAUGUGUGUUAUUAAUUCAUACUUUUUCUUUUUUCUCUCUGCACUAUCAUAAUUUUUCUUUUUCAAUGCAGUAUCACAAUUUUUCUUUUUUGUUUCUUUUUCAAUGCAGUAUCACAAUUUUUCUUUUUUGUUUCUUUUUCAAUGCAGUAUCACAAUUUUUCUUUUUUGUUUCUUUUUCAAUGCAGUAUCACAAUUUUUCUUUUUUGUUUAUUUUUCAAUGCUUUUCACAAUUUUUAUUUUUGCUGCUCUUUCAAUGCAAUACCCCCUUUUUUAUUUUUCCUUUUUUUUUUUUUUUCACUGUAUUAUUAGCAAUUUCAUUUUCUUUUUUCCUUCUUUCUUUCUCUCUUCAUUAUCAUUUCUUUUUGUUAUCCUUACAUUUUCUUUCCUUUUUCUCCUUUUCCUCUUUUGUUUUCUUUUUAUUCCUCCUUUUUUUUCAAGAAGUUUCUUUUAGUUCUUUUCCAAUUUCUUUUCUUGCUUAUUUCUGUAUACCUCUUUGCUUUUUCUUCAUUUACUUUCUUCAAAAUCUUUCAAUUUUCAUCUUUUCUUUUUAUUUACUUUGUCUUCUAUUAUUUCUUACUUUUUUCACUUUUUUUUCUUUCUUGUUUCUUUUUUCUUUCUCUUUCUUCCUUUGUUUCUUUCAUUUUAUUUUUCUUUGUUCCUUUCUUUUUUCUUUUUUCUAUAUUGUUUUUCUUUAUUUUUUCUUGCUUUAUAUUUUGUGUUUUUUCUUUCUUUCUUUUUUUUUUAGAAAGAGCUUUUUUGCUUCUGUUUUUCUUUCUGUAUUUCUUUCUUUUUUAACAUCUGCUUCAUUCUUUUUUUUUUAUCUUUUCAUUCAGUUUUCCCUGUCUUUCCAAUCUUUUUGGCUUUCUCUUUAUUUUUCAUCUUCCUUUUUUCUCUUUUUCCACCUAUUCUUUACAAUCUUUCUCUCUCUCUUUCUCUCUCUCUCUCUAGUUAGUUAA